AUGAACUCUAGAGACUCUUCAAAGCUAAAUCACUCCAACAAACCAAACAAAAUUUCGAAAAAACCUUCCACGAAUUGUCAGAAAAAGAAACCUGUUUUCGCUUCUUCUGAUGAUUUUCAGGUCAACUAUGGUUCAAUUUCCAAUAAAAAUAUUGCUUCCAGUGACUCAAUCCAUUCCAAAUUAUCUUCUUUACUUGUUCAAAACAAUAAUAUAAUUGCCUAUGAUUAUAUUAAACAUCAGCUAUACAAAAUAUACGCUCAAUUGAAUCAAAAUAUAAAUGAAAAUAAAUCAAGCCAUGAAAUUGCUUUACUAUUAAAUAAAUUCUUUGUAUUAAAUAACAUCUUUCUUGAUUAUGAAAUUUUGAAUCGUAAAAAUAUUCAUAAUGAAAAUACAAAUUUCAUUGAAACAACAAAUAUCAUCAAUUAUCCUCAAUUUCCAUCUAUAGACUCAAUUAUUAAUAUUGAUAACAAAAGUAUUCAAAAUCAUACUCAGAAUCAUGUACAACUCAAUAAUCAUAACCAUAAUCAUAAUUAUAAUCAUACAAAAAAAUCAAACUCUUUAAAAAAAUGCUCAAAACAACAUCGUAAACUCAAAUAUAAAAGAUCUUACAUCUACAAUAAACCUUCUAUCCACCCCAAAAUCACAGGCUAUGACUCUACAUACAACUACAAUAACUUACUUAUGUCAACUCCAAGAUCCUUUUACGAAGAAAAUCGAAAUAAAAUUUAA
Ascoidea rubescens DSM 1968 is the source of this 729-nucleotide messenger RNA. RefSeq lists its product as uncharacterized. Lineage: Eukaryota; Fungi; Ascomycota; Saccharomycetes; Ascoideales; Ascoideaceae. The record is from RefSeq and is a predicted model, not a curated record. Bases 1 to 729 code for a protein of 242 amino acids. The transcript has a single exon.